AUGAUACAUGCUGCAGGAGGCGGUGGAAAUAAUAAUAGUGAUAGUAACAACAUUAUUAGUAACGGCAGCAACAUUAAUGGAAAUAAUUCUUCAACAAUACCUUCAACAGUGCCCUCAUCGACUAUAUCAACCUCUUCCUCUUCACCUAAUAUACAAUCUCAAGACGAUGAUGAUCUCCAAAGCAUGCAUCACCAUUUUCGUAGCAAGACAGUUUGUAAAUUAAAUUGUGCGCACUGUAACAAUAGUGUGUGCGUGAGAGGAAUGAAGGUAGGUACUCAUGGUGUGGCAAUGGGAAAGCUAUAUAAAAUCUGGUCGAAAUUUGAAAGUGGGUGGGUGAAUUCACACAUAGCCAUGUUAUUGGCUGAUACAAGAAUUGAACUUUAUUCCACUGACGUACCGCCAUUAUCGGUACAAUUGGUUGGUGAUGAUUAUAUGACACAAAAUUGUCAAUGUAAAAUUCGGGAUGUGGCAUGCCUAACAUGUGGGAAUGUUCUAGGAUAUCAUAUUACUCAGCCAUGCCAACAGUGUAUGGAAGCUUGCAACAAUGGUCAUCUUUGGAUGUUUCACACAGAGUCUGUUACGAGCGAAGAGAGAUUAGACCCCGAAGGGAAAAAGAUUCUUUUAUGGGCACAAUUACCUCGAGCUGAAAAAGAUAUCGAAAUAGUUGAUACGGAAGACGAAUAUGAACAAUGUUGUCGAUAA
Messenger RNA from Funneliformis mosseae, 702 nucleotides. NCBI's taxonomy places the organism in Eukaryota, Fungi, Glomeromycota, Glomeromycetes, Glomerales, Glomeraceae. The record is from the annotation of a GenBank genome assembly.